UUAAAAAGUCUGGUAGCCAAGCAAAAGUCGUCGAUAAAAAUAGGUUCUGUAUAGAAUUUUUGUCUCUCUGUCAUAACGUCGAAAAAUUGUAAUUUCUUUUUCUGGCAACAAUGUCAAUCAUAAUAAUAAAAACAUUGCUGUACAUGGAUAACUCCUCUUGUGUCAAAAAAAGUAUUGUUUAUUUGAGUAAAUAUUGUUUUACCGGUUCUGAUUAAUCAUAAUAAUUUGUCAAUAGUUUCGCUGAAAAAUUUGACAUGGAACUACUUGUAAAUUGUUCUAUUCAGAGAAUUCAUAGCGCUAAUUUAAAAAUUAAAGGUCUCAUGUUAGUUUCCUUUUACUCAGGCUUCAAAAAAAUGUGAAAUUAUAAACUUGAAAAAAAAGGUAUUGUGUGGAAUACAUUGAAGAGAAUUAACCAACAUGUUAAAUGUUCAGGGCCUGCGUCGAAAUGUGAAAAAUGUUGUUAAAAACUACACUGAUGCUCAAGUUAAAGUUAGAGAGGCAACAUCAAAUGAUCCAUGGGGGCCAUCCAGUACUUUAAUGAGUGAAAUUGCAGAUUUGACUUAUAAUGUAGUAGCUUUCUCAGAAAUAAUGCAAAUGAUAUGGAAACGUUUAAAUGAUCAUGGCAAGAACUGGAGGCAUGUUUAUAAGGCAUUAGUUCUUCUAGAAUAUUUAAUCAAAACUGGAUCAGAAAAGGUGGCUCAGCAAUGCAAAGAAAAUAUUUUUGCAAUUCAAACCCUGAAAGAUUUUCAAUAUGUUGAAGAAAAUAAGGACCAGGGUAUGAAUGUGAGAGAAAAGUCUCGACAAUUAGUUGGACUUUUAAAAGAUGAUGAACGACUUAAAAGUGAAAGAUCUAGAGCCUUAAAGGCUAAGGAACGUUUUGCGCAGUCUAUAUCUCAUUCUGGCAGUGAAGCAGCCGGUGGGUGUUCCCCAACUGGAAAAGAUUCUACUGAUGUAUCUCCUGAUGGUUUACCAUCUGCUAAAGGAGCUGUUUGUACAGAAUUAGAAAAUGCUCGCCCACAAACUGCUGGAGAGGAGGAGUUGCAGCUUCAGUUAGCUUUGGCAAUGAGUAAAGAAGAAGCUGAACAAGAGGAACGACUUCGUCGCAAUGAUGAUCUACGUCUUCAAAUGGCUCUUAAUGAAAGUCAAGAGAAUUAUGAAAAGACUGAUUCAAAGGAAACUAAUUCUAUUUCUGACCUACUGGCACUCAAUGCAUCGCAAGCUAAUCAUACAACUUCAAAACAAAGUACAGACCCUUGGGGAAUGCCAGUGUCUACAGAUCCUUGGCAAUCUAAAGGUCCUGUUCAAGCAGCAGAAAGUGAUGUUUGGGGUUCUGCAACUGGAGGCAAUUGGGUACCUCGUAUGUCAACCUCUGCCAGUGUUUCAUUUGAAGCUCUCGGCAGUAGAUCGGAUGCUGAUAUGGGCGAAUUUGAUUUACUAAAUAAACGUUCUGCCAUGAGCUCUCCAGAUACUACUGCUCACAGAUCAACUCCAAAUCCAUUUGAUAUGGCUGAUUUAAGAGAUUCCUUUGCUGUUAAUUCCUUCUCAAACAAUGAAAAUAGUAGCAGUUUAAAUAAUAUUAAGAAAACACCUGAAACAUUUUUAGGACCAAAUUCAAACUUGGUAAAUUUAGAUGCUCUUGUGAGCUCUCAAGGUUCAGAGCGAGAUCUAGCAUCUGGUAAUCCUUUUGGUGUUCCGCCUCCUGUUAGUAAUCCUUUUCAAGCUAUGAGACCUCCUCCUCCCACUAUAAAUCAACUUAGAGCUCAAAUGCAGAUUCCACCUCUCCCUUCUGGAAUUGUUGUACCUCCCGUUAUGCCUACUUCUGGCAUUCCAGUUGUUAUGCCAAGUGUUGCUACGUUUUCAUCAAGUCCUCAAACAAACAACCCAUUUCUUUAAAAGUGUCGUCUUAGGCUAGAUUUGCUGCUUCCAUAUUACAGUUGUGUGCCUCAUCCUUCUGUAACUGCUUAUUGUAAAUUUGUUUUUAACAAAAUUUUUGGUUUUCUGCUGGAAACCAAUUUAUUUGCAUGACAAGAAAGAAUUAUUGAUGUCGUAUUUUUUUACUCAGUUGUCCUUUUCAGAAAUAAGUUUUUAGCUUUUGAAAUUAAUUUUUUAUGACAAAGGAAUAUAUAUAUAUUUUUUUGUUUCAUUUUAAAGUAAUGGUGAUAACUGCUUUCCUUUCCCUAUUGUGCUGCUGAAUGAAAUAAAAUAUUAAAUGUGUUUAUAAGUUUUUAAAUAUUCUUAACAUUGUGUGUUAUGAGCUUCUGGUAUGAAUAUUAGUUGCAUAAAUAUGUGAGAAACAUUUGUCCAAGAAAUGAUAUGUAUUUUCCCAAUAAAUUAAUACCUGCAGUUUCACUGAUAAAUUAUUAUAUCAUUUGAAGCUAUCUUUUGAAUGAUGUGUAAAGGUAUUGUAAACUACUUUAUUGUGAUAUAAAAUAAGUAUAUUUGGCUUUAUUUCUAAAAAAACAACAAAAAAAACAUUUAUUGUAGUAGUGUUCUUUUUUAUAUUCUCAUUUCAUCAUUUUUUAGAUGUACCAUUAUUCUUUUUUAUUUUACAAGUCCAGUAUUAUAGCUAUACCGGUUAAUUUUAGUGGAUGGAUUAGUUCAUGAUUUUUAACAUCUUUAUCUGAAAUUUUAGUGGUACAACUUUACUAUGUUAAAUCUGAUUUUAUGUGCAACAUUAAGAAAUAUGACUAAUUUAUUGUUCAGGACUAAAUAUUGUACUAAUUUAUUAUAUUGACUAAUUUAUUGUAUUUCAUGCAUUUUAUACUAUUUUAUGAAUAGUUUAUUAAUAUCCAGUUUUUGUGAAAUAGCCUGGUUAUUAAUUUUUUCUUAUCCAAUAUCAUUCACAAUAUCAUUUCACUGUAAAGUGGCUAGCUUGAAUAUUUUUCCUUGACAAUGAUGUGUUUAAUUUAUAUUUUUAAAAACCUUUCUUUUUUAAACUUGAUGUUUUAUCAUAAAAGUGUUGCAUUGGUAAUUAUGUGAUAUUUUUUAGCUUUAAAUGAUAUUUUUAUUGAUUUUAACCAAACUUGUCUUCUUUUAAUUAAAUUUUUCCUGUCAUCUUUUUAUAUACUAUGUUAUAUACUUAAGAGGUCACACUACCCAUUCUUAUCUAUAGUGUAGUUUUUGUUUGCGGUCAAUAACUACAUGUUUGCCUGAUUAAUAAUUUCAGGGGCUGUCUUAUUGUUUUACAUUAGGUAUAGGUUUCCUUAAAAAGUUCUUGAUUUCCUAACCAAGAAUUAUUUCCUUUUGUAAAAAUGUAAAUAAUGGCAAGGUUAAAAGUAAUUUUUUUCCGUUCUUCAUUUAAGGGCAGACCCUAUUUCAGUUUGCAUUAUAUUAUUCAAUUUUUAAAUAUUGAGUCAAAACACCAGUUUAAAUGAGUUAUUUUUCACAUGUCUUAAAAAAUAUCUUUUUAGUCCUCUUUUAAACUUUGAAAAAUUUUAAAUAAAAAAUGCUUUUAUUGUUUUCUGUUUGCAGUGACUAAGUUGUAAAAAAGUCUUUUUUUUUAUUGAAUAAUAUUACCAUUAAGAAUUAAUUCUUAAAAGUUUACUGAUAAAGAUUUUAUUUGAAAAUGACUAAAUAGAAACAAGAAUCGUUAUUUAACAUAGAGUAUAGAAAAUAUUAGGUUUGUGAAAAAGUUUUUAUUUAAACUCAAAUUCUUAUUUUAUAAUUAUUGCACAUUAAUGCUUAAUCAAAGUUAUGUAAAUAAUAGACUCCAUUCAGUUCUGCAAUUUUUUGCCAACAUUUUAGCAGCAUUCAACUUUAGGAAAAACGGUAGUUUCACAAAUUCAAUUUUAGGAAAAACGGUAGUUUCACAAAAUACUUUUUCUUAAAAUUUUAUUUUUGCAUCCCUUAACAAACGAUAAGUCCAUAUUUUUGUGUUGAGUUUUUAACAUAAUUUUUAUUUUUUCACAAAUGAUAUCUAAAUUUUCACAAAAUAGGUACCUCUCAGAAAACCCUAGACAGACCCCUGCUAUCAAAUCCUUCCUGUCACAACUUCAAUGGUCAUGAUUCCAAAACUGCAUCAAAAAUUGUUUCUUUUGCUAAAUUAAAGAUACAUCUGUUAAAUAUAAUCUAAAGGGGCCAUUUGUGGGCUGUAAGGUGAAUUUGUCAUAAGUUGGUACAACUGGUGAUCAUACUCGCAUGCCGUCUUACAUUGCCUUGUUGAAAGAUGACUAUCUUUUCUUUUAUCUUAAUGUUGCAUGGCUUUUAUCAAGCCCCUUGAUGUGUGUCACAAUUAAUAGGAUAUUAUAAGUACAUCAAUGAAAAUUAUAAGUACUCAGUAUGUAAUAUAAAUCUUUGUAGAUGUUUCUAUCAAAUUCUCUCCCUAACAAAACCUUCUUGGUGAGUUUAAUGUUGCUAACAUGCUGUCAAACUAUGUCCUUUUUCUAAUAACGUUAUUAAAACAAACCCAUUUUUUUAUCACCAUCCAACUGAAAAUUGCCAUUAUGGAUAUAUUUUCAGAAAUUUCUCUCAAAUCUUACCAGAGUAAUGCUUUGUCAAAUUGUUAUGUAGCAUAUCACAAUUAAACUUUGACCAGAUUUAUGUGUUUUCAAAUCUUACACAACUGUUUUAGGGUAAACAUUGAGGUAUGCACCAAGCUCUUGAGUUGUAUUACUGUUAUCUUUUGGAAAACCUUGGGUAUCUCCUCAUCAUUUUUAAUAUGUCUACCACAGUGAAGAUUAUUUUCUUACCUAAAAUUUCAUAUCCAGAAUUUGUGAUAACACUCUUCCCUGAAUGAUACUUUAAUCUAAGCAAUCAUAUAAUCUUUUUAAUGUGAUUGCUAUUCAUCUUAUCUUACCUUUUUGUUCACUAAAGAUAAACCAUGAAUCAGUUGGCAAAA
This is a messenger RNA of Parasteatoda tepidariorum (common house spider), 4837 nucleotides long. RefSeq names its product epsin-2. Gene Ontology annotation, biological process: endocytosis. Gene Ontology annotation, cellular component: clathrin vesicle coat; plasma membrane; endosome. Gene Ontology annotation, molecular function: clathrin binding; phospholipid binding. The record is from RefSeq and is a predicted model, not a curated record. Lineage: Eukaryota; Metazoa; Arthropoda; Arachnida; Araneae; Theridiidae.